UGCUGAAGGGAGGACCGGUGCGACUGCAGUGGACGGCUGGGGCGGACAGGGCGUUUGGUCACCUGAAGGCUCUGUUUACCGCAGCUCCCGUGCUGGCGCAUCCUGAUCCUUCCUUAGCAUUCAUAGUUGAGGUGGACGCGUCCGAGGCGGGGAUAGGGGCUGUGCUGUCUCAGCGCUCGGGUACGCCACUAAAACUCCGCCCCUGUGCAUUCUUUUCGAAGAAGCUCAGCCCGGCGGAGCGAAACUAUGAUGUGGGGGACCGGGAGUUGCUGGCUGUUGUCAUGGCUCUGAAAGCGUGGAGACAUUGGCUUGAGGGGGCAAGACACCCUUUUCUCAUUUGGACUGACCACCGCAAUCUGGAAUACAUCCGGGCGGCGAGGAGAAUGAACCCUCGCCAGGCAAGGCCGGUGGUGGCUGGUCCGCUCCAGCAGUCUGAGGUGCGGGAGGUCCCUCCGCCCCCUCUUGACAUCGAGGGGGUCCCGGCGUAUACCGUAAGGGCCAUCAUGGAUUCUAGACGUCGGGCGAGGGGCCUUCAGUACCUCGUGGAGUGGGAGGGGUACGGUCCGGAGGAGAGAAGCUGGGUACCGGUGGAGGACAUUCUAGAUCCAUCCAUGCUACAAGAGUUUCACCGUCUCCACCCGGAUCGCCCUGCGCCUCGCCCUCCGGGUCGUCCCCGAGGCCGGUGUCGUCGCGCUGCUGGAGCCGCGCGUCAGGGGAGGGGUACUGUCACGACUUCCGCCGAGGUCGGCCCUUCUCCUUGUUCGGGUGGUGUUCGGCGGUCGACGUCGCCGGCCUUCUAGUCACCAUCGAUCUAUUUUUCAGUUUCGUUUUGUUUUGUCUGUAUUGUACACACCUGGUAUCAAUUCCUUCCAUCAUGUUCCCUAUUUAACCACUCUGUCUUUCAUUGAUGUUUGUCCGUGAUUGUUUGUACGUUAGGUGUUGAUGUCGAUACGUGUUCGUAUUUGUUUCUUUCCAUUGUAUGGAAUUGUGCACAUAUUUUGAGUAAAGACUCUGUGGUUUUCGCUCAGACCUGCUUCCUGCGUUUGACUCCAAACAUUCUCCUCACACAACCCUGACAAGAG
Molecule: messenger RNA, 1082 nt
Organism: Salvelinus fontinalis (brook trout)
Lineage: Eukaryota; Metazoa; Chordata; Actinopteri; Salmoniformes; Salmonidae
Product: chromo domain-containing protein cec-1-like
Exons: 2
Coding region: 282-800 (172 amino acids)
Source: RefSeq, a predicted model, not a curated record